Molecule: messenger RNA, 410 nt
Organism: Aspergillus novofumigatus IBT 16806
Lineage: Eukaryota; Fungi; Ascomycota; Eurotiomycetes; Eurotiales; Aspergillaceae
Exons: 1
Coding region: 113-337 (74 amino acids)
Source: RefSeq, a predicted model, not a curated record
UCGCUCUCACAGUCGAUGCGGUUGGAGGAUUGUGUAAUAUGUACCCACGGUCCUCGAACUGUCGUGGCAAGUCGUUACUCGCCAUUGGUGUCCUUGCCUUGGGUGCGGUGCGAUGCGAUGUGCUGCAGGGUGUGAAAUGCAAGGCUGCGGUGCGCUGCGCACGGCGCAGUGCACCUGCAGCUUUGUGCUAGCUUGGGUGGUAUCUGUAUGGGUUGUAGGUAGGUCCUGGUUCUGGUGGGAUUGUUGCUGCGCUCGACAUGCAUAUACUCGAGUAGGUAUACGUGUAGCCGUAGCUCUUAGUAAGUGGAUUGGUAUGGUAAUCUGGUGUCAUUAUUGACAUAUUUUGCCUAUUUGCCUACCUACCAACUGGUGAGGUUGAUGUACUCCGUACCUCAGGAUGUAGUGGUACC